UAUUUUACUGCUUUAUUUAUUUUGGUGAAUAUUGUUGAGAGGUGGAAUUGAGUCACAAGUGUUGAUUCUCUCUCUCUUUUUUGGUUAUUGUCUCAGGUGGGAGCUAGGUCUUUAGAGAUCAUAGAAAAUAUUCAAGAACAUGGCAAUUUUUGGGGUGGCCUGGCUGAGUUCUUGGAAUGUUAGAAUGAUUUUGGUUAUGUGUUUAUGCUGGUAUUUGUUGGUUCUUGGUGCUCAUAGCCAACGCACUGAUCCAAAUGAAGUCAAUUCAUUGCGAGCUAUCAAGAAGAGUUUGAAUGAUCCAUUCAAAAAUCUUCGCCAGUGGGACAGGGGGGAUCCGUGCCUCUCAAACUGGACAGGGAUUAUUUGCCAUAAUGUAACGUUUGCUGAUGGUCACUUUCAUGUUAGCGAAGUGUCGGUUAUGGGUAGGAACCUGACAGGAACUCUAUCUCCGGAGCUUGGCCGUUUAUCUUAUUUGACGAUAUUGGAUUUCAUGUGGAACAAUAUUACUGGGACUAUACCAAAGGAAAUAGGCAAUAUUACGACGCUAGAAUUGUUGCUUCUAAAUGGAAAUCAACUCACCGGUUCCUUGCCGGAGGAGCUUGGCAAUCUUGUGAACCUGGACAGGAUACAAAUCGACCAGAACUUCAUAUCAGGGCCAAUACCCCCGUCACUUGCAAACUUGGACAAAGCAAAGCACUUCCACAUGAACAAUAAUUCACUCAGCGGCCCGAUACCAUCAGAGCUUGCUCGACUUCCUAAUCUCGUUCAUCUGUUGCUUGACAAUAAUAACUUAUCCGGACCUCUUCCACCGGAAUUAUCUGAAAUGCCAAAGCUACUUAUACUCCAGCUCGAUAACAACAACUUUGGGAGUCCAAUACCAUCUUCGUAUGGGAGCAUAUCUACGCUCUUGAAGCUGAGUCUCAGGAACUGCAAUUUACGAGGAACCCUUCCCGAUUGGAGCAAUUCUACGGGCAUUGCUUACAUCGAUUUGAGUCUGAACCAGCUUACUGGACCCAUACCCGCCGGUGCACUCUCAAGAAAUAUUACAACUAUUGAUCUGUCGAGAAAUGGCCUGACUGGAUCUAUUCCCAGUAGCUUCUCGGGGCUCCCACUUUUGCAAAAACUGUCAGUCGCGAACAAUUCAUUGAAUGGUUCUAUACCAUCAGGCAUAUGGCAAAAUAGAACUAUGAAUGCAACUGAGAAAGUUCUUCUGGAUUUCGCGUUCAAUUCAUUCUCAAACAUUGGUGGUAUCCUUCCUUCCCAUCCCAAUAUCACCAUUGGGCUUGAAGGAAACCCAGUGUGCUCAAGUAAUACUCUAUUAGUCACAGAGUGUGAGCCUCACGAUGAAGAUUUUAACAAUAUCUCAAAUACCACAACUUUCUACGACUGUACUCCUCAAGGAUGCCCAGAUGGUUACGAGUAUGCCCCUCCAACUCCAACUGCGCGAUGCAUUUGCAUGGCUCCCGUAUUUGUUGGAUAUAGGUUGAAGAGUCCCGGAUUCUCUGAUUUUCUCCCGUAUGUGAAUACUUUCAAGGAGUACCUCAGCACUGGUCUUGAAAUGAAUCUCUCACAACUCGAGAUUCAGUCAGCGGAGUGGCAAGACGGGCCUCGUAUCAAAAUGGACCUCAAGAUAUUCCCAUCCAAUGUUACUACCAAGAUGUUCAAUCGGAGCGAGGUUUUAUGGAUUCGUGAAAUGUUCAGCGGAUGGAGAAUACCUGAUAGUCAAGUGUUCGGACCUUAUGAAUUUCUCAGUUUCACACUCCCGCCGUCUUAUGAUGAAGACAUCUUCGACAACGGGUCGUCUGGUUUAAGCAAGGGAGCUCUGGCUGGCGUAAUAUUGGGAACGAUUGCCGGAUCAGUCACGCUGUCAGCUAUUGUCUCGAUACUUAUCUUGAGACGGUACACCAAAAAGCAGCACAAAUCCUCAAGGCGACGUCCAUCGACGAGGAUCUCCAUCCGGAUUGAUGGAGUCAAGGAUUUCACUUACAGUGAGCUGGCGCUGGCAACAAACGAUUUUGAUGAGUCGACCGUGGUUGGCUCAGGAGGCUACGGGAAAGUCCACAGAGGCGUUCUAGCCAACGGGACCAUUGUGGCCAUAAAACGCGCCCAAGAGGGAUCGUUGCAGGGAGAGAAGGAGUUUCUUACAGAGAUAGAACUGUUAUCGAGGUUGCACCAUAGGAACUUGGUGUCCUUGAUUGGUUACUGCGAUGAAGAAGGCGAACAGAUGCUGGUUUACGAAUUCAUGCCUAACGGUACCCUUAGGGAUCACCUAUCAACCAAGGCGAAAAUGCCACUGACUUUUGCAAGGAGGGUGAAAAUUGCAAUGGGGUCUGCGAGAGGCAUCCUUUACCUUCACACAGAGGCGAAUCCGCCUAUUUUUCAUCGCGAUAUCAAGGCCACAAACAUAUUACUCGACUCCACAUUUACUGCAAAGGUCGCUGACUUCGGACUAUCGCGUCUAGCUCCACUUCCCGAGCUCGAAGGAGGCGUGCCCUCUCAUGUAUCGACAGUUGUCAAAGGGACACCGGGAUACCUCGACCCCGAGUACUUCCUGACGCAUAAGCUCACGGACAAGAGCGACGUUUAUAGCCUUGGAGUCGUGUUUCUAGAGAUGCUGACUGGGAUGCACCCAAUCUCACAUGGAAAAAACAUCGUUCGUGAGGUAAACAUUGCACAUCGAUCGGGGAUGAUUUUCUCCAUCAUCGACGAGCGGAUGGGAUCGUACCCUUCUGAGUGCAUCGAGAAGUUCAUAAAUCUGGCUCUGAAAUGCUGCCAAGAAGAGACGGAUUCGCGGCCUCCGAUGGCUGAAGUGCAUAGGGAACUCGAAAACAUAUGGUUCUUGAUGCCGGAGUCGGACACUGCCAUCUCGGAAUCAUUGACCAGCGACUCGGGAAAACUGGCGACGACCCCGACCUCGUCGUCUUCAAUGAGGAACCCUUACCUCUCCCAAGAUGUCUCUGGCAGUGACCUUAUCAGUGGAGUGGUUCCAACCAUUGCACCGAGAUGAUACAAGAGACGGUGGUUCUUGUUUUCGUUUCAGCUUAGUUUUGUAUAGUCAUUACUUUCUUUCUUUUAAUUUGAUCCGACAAACUAUACUUACAUUUUUACACUGUUUGAUUUGCGAUAUUUAGAAAGGUUUAUAGGUUU
This is a messenger RNA of Salvia hispanica, 3147 nucleotides long. The record is from RefSeq and is a predicted model, not a curated record. Lineage: Eukaryota; Viridiplantae; Streptophyta; Magnoliopsida; Lamiales; Lamiaceae.